AUGACAGCCAUGGGCUGCGUGGCACGCAAGGAUGGCGCCCCGCUGCUCCGCCGCCGAGUGGUCUCCACCGCCGCGCUCUACUUCCGCUGGUUCUACGCGGACGACGGCUUCGCGGGGGCGGACCCGCGCGCACUCUCCCUGGCCGCCCUCUUCCUCGCGUCCAAGGUGGAGGAGAUGCCGGUGCAUGCCAAGGGGCUGAUGCACACUGCAACGACGCUGGGGUCCAGCGGGCGAUGGCACGCGCCCGCCGCCCUGGCCGCCGUGUUGGCCGCCGAGGCCCAGCUGGUGGCCAAGGUCAACGUCGCGCUGCUGGUAUUCGAUCCCAUACCCUCGCUGCUGGAGGGUCUGACGGCGGCGGGCCUGCAGGCCAAUCAAGCCGUCACGCGCACUGCCUGGUGGGGUGUGGUGGAGGGGGGGGGGGCGUUGCUGAACGACUCGUACCUGAGCCGCUGCCACCUGCUGCACCCCCCGCACACCAUUGCCCUGGCAUGCAUCAUCUUGGCGGCCGGCGCGCACGGCAUCGACAUCGAGGAGUGGGUGGCGGGCCUGCAGGCCGACCACGCGCAGGUCUACGAGGUGGGGAGGAGCCUGCUGGGCACGCUGGCCGAGUGCAGCGCCACCAUCACCCCGGACACCUGCCUCCGGUACCUCGCCCUAUUGCGCCUCCCGGUCUCGCCAUGA
Messenger RNA from Auxenochlorella protothecoides, 681 nucleotides. RefSeq names its product Cyclin-C. The record is from RefSeq and is a predicted model, not a curated record. The coding region runs from base 1 to 681 and encodes 226 amino acids. Lineage: Eukaryota; Viridiplantae; Chlorophyta; Trebouxiophyceae; Chlorellales; Chlorellaceae. Gene Ontology annotation, cellular component: nucleus; mediator complex. Gene Ontology annotation, biological process: positive regulation of transcription by RNA polymerase II. The transcript is spliced from 4 exons. Gene Ontology annotation, molecular function: cyclin-dependent protein serine/threonine kinase regulator activity.